Messenger RNA from Fulvia fulva, 279 nucleotides. RefSeq names its product Methylated-DNA--protein-cysteine methyltransferase. The coding region runs from base 1 to 279 and encodes 92 amino acids. The transcript has 2 exons. Gene Ontology annotation, molecular function: methylated-DNA-[protein]-cysteine S-methyltransferase activity. Gene Ontology annotation, biological process: DNA repair. The record is from RefSeq and is a predicted model, not a curated record. Lineage: Eukaryota; Fungi; Ascomycota; Dothideomycetes; Mycosphaerellales; Mycosphaerellaceae.
AUGGCACCGAGGAUCCCCAGGCUCCACACCAGUUCCCUCACCUCCACAACCAUGGCCAAGCAGAUCAAAGUAACCGCCUACCAAGAACGCGUCUGCUCCCUCCUGCAACAAAUCCCCCAAGGCAAAGUCAGCACAUAUCUCGCCCUAUCCAACGCCCUCGACUCCAGCCCCCGAGCCAUAGGCGGAGCUCUACGCCGUAAUCCCUUCGCGCCAGAGAUCCCUUGUCACCGUGUCAUCAGUGCUGAUGGCUACGUUGGCGGCUUCAAGGGAGAAUGGUAG